AUGAGAGCUGCAUAUCUGUUAAUAUUCAUCCUUGUCAAUGGCAGCUCUGCAGGAGACCUAUUCGACAUCCUGAACCCGACCAGCAACGACUCCAAUGGCGGCCUCAUCUCCUCAGGCCCAAGCCCAACCAGCUCUGGCAUCGUCAGCAGAAUCGACGAUGCUAUCGACGACGGUAUCGACGCUUUCAGAAACAUAGCCUCUUCGGCGCUAAGUCCCUUCAUCGGAAUCGCCAGAGCGCUGACGUCAACAGCCGAAUCUCUGCAUCUGCCCGGCGCCGACAUCUUCAGAGACAUACUGGCAGGCAAUUCUACAGACCCUUUCAGUGCCAUAGCCAGGAACGUUAUAUCCUUCUUCUCGUCGAGUAUAGCAUCGUUAAUCCCAGGCUUACAGAGCGGUGCACGUCAGCUGUCAACGCUGAUACAAUCUCUCCUCAACGGCGAUGAUAUUUCCUCGCUUCUGGGAUCUAUCCGUUCAAUUUUCGACAAUGGCUUCAGGCUAGCAGCUUCUGCUAUUGAAAGAGUGGUUUCCUCGUUACCGGGCAUCGGAGACAUAGCUUCUCGCAUAUUCAACGGUACUUCCAGCGGAUCGGACGUCAUCAGGCGAGUGAUCUCGCAGGCAACCAAUGACGGUAUGAUCAGUCUGAGUGAAUUAGUGGGCUUUAUCGAUAUAGCGAUCGACAAUGGUGAUAACACCACAGCGGCCACAUUGGGUAACCUGCGAGCAGCACUCACCGGAGGUGGAACUACUAUAUCGGAUAUCAUCGGAAGGGCUAUCUACUCUGUGCCAGGAGCCAGCAAUGGCAAUAUCAGCAUUUCGGGUUUGCGCAGCGCUAUCCAAUCGGAAAUCGCCAAUGGAGGAAGAGAGGUUGCAAGAGCGUUGGGGCCUCUGCGGGCAGCACUAUCUGAUGAAGAUUCCCGAGUGUCAGAUUUCUUCGGAGGGGUUAUCUCCUUAGUAAGAGAUGCUCUUUCUGAGCUCUGGCAAUUUAUAUCACCAAUAUUCAACAAUCGAGCGCUUUUGAUACUUCUAGGACCUCUCGGAUCGAUAAUCAGAUUCGGAUUGAGCGCUGUAUUAACCCCUAUAUGGAACGGUAUUUACGGUCUUUUGAGCUCUGGCGGCUCUUUGAUCAUCGGUGGCAUUUGGACAAUAUUGAGAUCAGUAUUAACUUUAGCGAUAAAGAUAGUAUUGGGUAUCAUAAGGGUGGCAUUCGUCCCAAUAAAAGUUGCUCUCGAGAAAUGUUCCAGCCAAGGAUUACUCAAUCUUGGUUUUCCGCGGAUGCCGGGAUUCGGAAACUUCGCCAACCAAGGAACAUCAGCUUUGGGUUCUAUCGGCUCGACACUCAAUAAUGGAUUUCAAGACGCCACGAACACUGUCAAUAACGCACUUAGGGCAUUUAAUCCUUUGAAUAUAAUUGGGAAUGGCAUCACUCCUAACUUCAGCAACAAUCCUCUAAAUUUAUUUGGAUCUCAGAUCGCAAACAACAAUCCUCUCAAUGCAAUUGAAUCUCAAAUCGCAAACAACAACCCUCUCAAUGCAAUCGGAUCUCAAAUAGCAAACAACAAUCCUUUGAAUGCAGUUGGAUCUCAAAUCGCAAACAACAAUCCUCUUACAGGAUUGGUUACUCUUAAUGGUACCAAUCCUCUUGGCUCGAUGGCUUCUCAAAUGGCGAACAACAACCUCACGGGACUAUCUCCUCUAAAUGGAACAAAUCCACUUGGAGCAAUGACUUCACAAAUAGCGAACAACAAUCCUUUAACGGGACUAUUUCCUCCGAACGGCACCAAUCCACUUGGCGCAAUGGCUUCACAAAUAGCGAACAACAAUCCUUUAACGGGACUAUUUCCUCCGAACGGAACCAAUCCACUUGGUGCAAUGGCUUCUCAAAUGGCGAACAACAAUCCGCUCACGGGAAUAUUUUCUCCAAACGGCACCAAUCCACUUGGCACAAUGGCUUCCCAAUUGGCGAAUAAUAAUCCUUUCACUGGAAUAUCUCCUUUCAAUGGCAACAAUCCAAUUGGCUCGAUUGCUUCUCAAAUCGCCAACAACAAUCCUUUUACGGGAAUGUUUCCUGUUAAUAACACCAAUCCACUUGGCUCGAUGGCUUCUCAAAUCGCCAACCACAAUCCUCUUAUGGGUGUAUUUACUCCAAACUUGACCAAUCCUUUCGGCUCUAUAGGUUCUCAAAUAGCCAACCUCAAUCCUCUUACAGGAAUAUUUCCUCCUAAUAGCUCCAAUCCUCUUACAGGUAUCUUUCCUCCUAAUGGCACCAAUCCUCUUACAGGUAUCUUUCCUCCUAAUGGCAUCAAUCCACUUGGUUCGAUAGCUUCUCAAAUUGCUAACAACAAUCCACUUAUGGGAAUAUUACCUCUCAAUGGUACCAAUCCUCUUACAGGGUUCUUUCCUCCUAAUGGCAUCAAUCCUCUUGCAGGGAUCUUUCCUCCUAAUGGCAUGAAUCCUCUUGGUUCGAUAGCUUCUCAAAUCGCGAACAAUCCUCUCAUGGGAUUAUUUCCACCUAACGGUCCUUCUGAUGGCAACAAUCCUUCAGGUGGAAUAUUUCCUUCUGGCACCAAUAACCCUCUGAAUGCAUUUUUUCCUAUCGUGGAAAACAAUCCACUAUCAAUAAUAUCUAGAAAUAUCGGGUUUGGACCACUGCAAGAUUAUAUCCGAUCGGAUCUUUUGAACAGGGUUAAUUUCAUCUCGGCAUCUUUGGCAGCUCUUCGCUCUAGGUUCGGCGAUAGUAUUCUGCCACUACUAGCGCCAUUCUCCUCGAUACCUGGAGCCAGCAACGUUGCAUCGGAUAUAUUUCGCCUAUUCAAUAUGAGCUCCGAUACCUCAAAUUCCAGUAUUCACUCGACAUUGAUGGGGCCUAUAUUUUCGAGACUCGCCGAAGUUCAAAACAGAGCUCCAUUCGGCAAUAUCAUUGAAGCAGUGUUGAGGCCGUUCCAACAAGCCCUCACCUCAGGAGUAAACGGAACACCGAAUCCCAUUGGGUUCGCUUUAGCACCAAUACUUGGAGUCUGGAAUGGAGCUUCAGAAUUUCUACGCUCUACUGGCUCGCCGUUCGGCAAUAUCACUGACGCAAUAAUAAGGCCAUUCCAAUUAGCCCUCAACUCAGGAGUAAACGGAACACCGAAUCCCAUCGGGUUGGCUGUAGCACCAAUACUUGGGGUCUGGAAUGGGGCUUCUGAAUUUCUACGCUCUACUGGCUCGCCGUUCGGCAAUAUCACUGACGCAAUAAUAAGGCCAUUCCAAUCAGCACUUAACCCUGGAGUGAACGCAACACCAAACGCAUUCGAGUUACUACUAGCACCAAUAACAGGAGCCUGGAACGGAGCUUCACAACUGUUGCGCUCAACUGGCUCACCACUCGGCAACGUUAUUGACGCAAUAAUAAGGCCAUUCCAAACAGCACUAAACUCUGGAAUAAACGGAACACCGAAUCCAAUCGGGUUGGUUUUUGCACCAAUAUUAGGGGCAUCGAAUGGUAUUACAGAAUUUUUGCGCUCAACUGGCUCACCAUUCGGCAAUGUGAUUGAGGGGAUCAUUAGACCAUUCCAAUCAGCACUAAACUCAGGAGUGAACGGAACACCAAAUCUCGUUGGGUUAGCUUCAGCACCAAUAUUAGGGGUAUGGAAUGGAGCGUCGGAAUUCUUGCGUUCAACUGGUUCGCCAUUCGGCAAUGCAAUUGACGCAUUCCUGAGGCCAUUCCAAUCAGCACUCAACCCUGGAGUGAAUGGAACACCGAAUCCCAUUGAGUUGGCUUCAGCACCAAUAUUAGGGUUAUGGAAUGGAACCUCACAAUUUUUGAGUUCAACUGGCUCACCAUUUGGCAAUGUUAUUGAGGGGAUCAUUAGACCAUUCCAAUCAGCACUAAACUCUGGAGUUAACGGAAUACCAAAUUUCAUUGGGUUAGUUUCAGCACCAAUAUUAGGAGUAUUGAAUGGAGCUUCGGAAUUCUUGCGUUCAACCGGCUCACCAUUCGGCAAUGCAAUUGAGGCAAUCCUGAGGCCAUUCCAAUCAGCACUCAACUCUGGAGUAGACGGAACACCAAAUUUCGUUGGAUUGGCAUCAGCACCAAUAACAGGAGUAUUGAAUGGCGCUUCAGCGUUCUUGCGUUCAAUUGGCUCGCCAUACGGCAAUGUUUUUGAGGCAGUAGUGAGGCCAUUCGAAUCAGCAAUAAACUCUGGGGGAAACGGUGUACCAAAUCCCAUUGGCUUAGCUUUAGCACCAGUAUCAGGGGCAUGGAAUGGGACUAUAGAGUUGUUGCGCUCAAAUGGCUUGGCAUUUAACAAUGUUAUUGAGGAAAUAAUGAGGCCAUUCCAAUCAGCACUCAACUCUGGGUUGAAUGGAAUACCGAAUCCAAUUGGGUUGACUUCAGCACCAAUAUUGGGAGCAUGGAAUGGGGCUACAGAAUUUUUGCGAACUAUUGGCUUGCCCUUCGGAAAUAUUAUUCAGGCAGUCACAAGGCCAUUCCAAUCAGCACUGAACUCAGGAGUAUUCGGAUCACCAAAUCCAAUCGGGUUGGCUUCAGCACCAAUAUUAGGAGUGUUGAAUGGAGCUUCGGAAUUAUUGCGCACAACUGGCUCUCCAUUCGGCAAUAUUAUUCAGGCAGUAAUAGGGCCACUCCAAUCAACACUCAACUCUGGAAUAAACGGAAUACCAAAUCCAAUUGGGUUGACUUCAGCACCAAUAUUAGGGUUAUGGAAUGGAACUUCACAAUUUUUGCGUUCAACUGGCUCGCCUUUUGGCAAUAUUAUUCAAGCAUUGAUAGAGCCAUUCCAAUCAGCACUCAACUCUGGAAUGAACGGAACGCCAAAUCCAAUUGGUUUAGUUUCAGCACCAAUAUUAGGAGUAUUGAAUGGGGUUUCGCAAUUUUUGCGCACAACUGGCUCUCCGUUCGGCAAUAUUAUUCAGGCAGUCAUCGAGCCAUUCCAAGCAGCACUUAAUUCUGGAAUGAACGGAAUACCAAAUCCAAUAGGGUUGACUUCAGCCCCCAUAUUAGGGUUAUGGAAUGGAACCUCACAAUUUUUGCGUUCGACUGGCUCGCCAUUCGGCAAUAUUAUUCAGGCAGUAAUAGGACCAUUCCAAUCAGCACUCAACUCUGGAAUAAACGGAACAACAAAUCCAAUUGGGUUAGUUUCAGCACCAAUAUUAGGAGUAUUGAAUGGGGCUUCCGAAUUUUUGCGCACAACUGGCUCUCCAUUCGGCAAUAUUAUUCAGGCAGUAAUUAGGCCAAUCCAAUCAGCACUCAGCUCUGGAAUAAACGAAACAACAAAUCCAAUUAGGUUAGUGUCAGCACCAAUAUUAGGAGUAUUGAACGGUGCUUCGGAAUUUUUGCGCACAACUGGCUCUCCUUUCGGCAAUAUUAUUCAGGCAAUGAUAGAACCAUUCCAAUCAGCACUCAACUCUGGAAUGAAUGGAGCUCCAGAUCCAGUUGGGUUGGCUUCAGCACCAAUAUUAGGGGUAUGGAAUGGAUUUUCGGAAUUAUUGCGCUCAACUGGCUCGCCAUUCGGCAAUGUGAUUCAGGCGAUGCUGAGGCAAUUUCGAUCAGCAUUGAACCCUGGAGGGAACGCAACACAGAAUCCCAGUGGGCCGGAUUUACCACCACUCACAGGAGCAUCUAAUGGGGUUUCAGACUUUUUGCGCUCAUCGGGCUCACCAUUCGGCGAUUUCAUUGAGACGGCAAUGAGAUCAUUUGGCUCUGGCGCAAACGGAACGUUGGAUGCCUUCAGGAUGGCAUUAGCUCCGAUAUUAGGAGCCUCGAAUGGAUCUUCUAAUGGCUUGCCAUUCAGCAAUGUCAUCGAUGCGAUAUUCAGGCCGAUCCAAUUGGCACUCAACUCUGGAGUGAACGGAACACCGGAUCCCUUCAGGCUGGUAAUGGCCCCGUUAUCAGGAGCCUGGAAUGGGGCGACAGAAUUGUUGCGCUCUAGUAGCUCGCCAUUCGGCAAUGGCAUGGGGGCAUUAAUGAGGCCUAAUUUAGUAGCGUAA
This is a messenger RNA of Phaedon cochleariae (mustard beetle), 5985 nucleotides long. NCBI's taxonomy places the organism in Eukaryota, Metazoa, Arthropoda, Insecta, Coleoptera, Chrysomelidae. The record is from the annotation of a GenBank genome assembly.